Molecule: messenger RNA, 4299 nt
Organism: Scheffersomyces coipomensis
Lineage: Eukaryota; Fungi; Ascomycota; Pichiomycetes; Serinales; Debaryomycetaceae
Product: P-loop containing nucleoside triphosphate hydrolase protein
Exons: 2
Coding region: 1-4299 (1432 amino acids)
Biological process (GO): transmembrane transport
Cellular component (GO): plasma membrane
Molecular function (GO): ATP binding; ATP hydrolysis activity; ABC-type xenobiotic transporter activity
Source: RefSeq, a predicted model, not a curated record
AUGGCUAAACCAGUGGAUACUCCCCUCGAAGAUGGGAAUUCCGAUCUUCAACGACAGAAAAGAAUGUUAAGUAUGUUCUUUUCCAAGAACAUUCCUCAUUUACCUACCGAUGAAGAAAGAAAAGUUUAUCCUGAACGUUCAUCAAAUUACCUUUCAAGAAUGUUCUUUUGGUGGUUAAGUCCCGUCAUGCAUACUGGUUAUAAAAGAACUUUAGAACCAGAAGAUUUAUUCAAAUUAAGUGAAGAUAUCAAAGUGGAAAAUAUGGCUCUUCGAUUCAAAUCAAUUGUUUAUCAAGAUAUUGAAAAAGCAAGAAAAAAUCAUAUUAUUGAAAAAUGUAAAGCAAGAGGUGAAACUUUUGAAACUACUCCGGUUGAUAGAAAAGUAGAUUUAGAAGAUUUCAAAAUGCCAAAACUUUUAACAGUUUGGGCUUUAUUAAAAACGUUUAAAUAUCAAUAUUUUGGUGCUUGUGUAUUCUUAACUAUUAAUAACGUCGGUCAAACUACAAAUCCUCUUUUAACAAAACGUUUAAUUCAAUUCGUUACUGAUCGUGCUUAUGGUUUACCAGAAAAUAUCGGGGUAGGUGUGGGUUAUUCCUUUGGAGCUAGUCUUAUCGUGUUCAUUGUGGGGGUUUGUAUUAAUCAUUUCUUUUAUCGUUCAAUGAUAACUGGUGCUCAAGCCAAAGCAGUGUUAACCAAAGCAAUUCUUGAUAAAUCAUUUAUUUUAUCCGAUACUUCAAGACAUAAAUAUCCCGCUGGGAAAAUCACUUCAAUGAUGGGUACAGAUUUAGCUAGAAUUGAUUUUGCUAUUGGUUUCCAACCUUUCUUAUUCAUGUUUCCAAUCCCAUUUAUUAUUGCUAUUGCUAUUUUAAUCGUUAAUAUCGGUGUAUCAGCUUUAGUUGGUAUUGCUAUUUUAUUCAUAUUCAUGGCUGGUAUUGCCUUCUCUACCAAGAAAUUAUUCGCUUAUAGAGCUAAAGCUAAUAAAUAUACUGAUGCAAGAGUUAAUUAUAUUAAAGAAGCUUUAAAUAAUUUAAAAAUUAUUAAAUAUUAUUCUUGGGAACCUCCAUAUCAUGAAAAUAUUUCCCAAAUUAGAAAAUCUGAAAUGAGAAUCAUUUAUAGAAUGCAAGUUUUAAGAAAUAUCGUUACCCGCCAUGGCUAUGUCUUUAACUUUAUUUGCUUCCAUGAUUGCAUUUUUACUGCUAUUUUCUCAUCUAUUUCCUUAUUUAAUACUUUAACUCAACAAGUUUUCUUAGUUCCAAUGGCUUUAUCUUCUGGUUCAGAUGCUUAUUUGGCUUUACAAAGAGUUGGUGAUUUCUUAGCUAGUGAAGAAAUUAAUGUUAAUGAAAUUAAAAUUGAAGCUGAUGCCGAUAAAAUAAAUGAAAUGGAUAAUGAUAAUAUUGCCAUUGAAGUUAAAGAUGCAUCCUUUGAAUGGGAAACAUUUGGAAAUGAUGAAGAAGCUGAUGAAAUGGAAGAAGAGCAAGCUAAAGAUAAUGAAAAGGAAGCUGGUAAAAAAUCAUCAAAAGCAAUUACUCCUGAUUCUAAGCCUGAUCCAAUCUUACGUCAUAAAGAUUCAUCAACUGAAAAGGAAUUAGAUCUUUCCGAUUCAAGUUCUGAUGAUGAAGUUAUCUUUACUGGAUUAAAUGAUAUUAAUUUCACCAUUUCAAAAGGUGAAUUCAUUGUUAUUACUGGUUUAAUCGGUUCUGGUAAAUCAUCUUUAUUAAGUGCCAUUUCAGGAUUUAUGAAACGUACUCAAGGUGAAGUUAAUGUCGAUGGAUCAUUAUUAUUAUGUGGAACUCCAUGGAUUCAAAAUACUACCGUCCAAGAAAAUAUCACAUUUGGUAUGGAUUUUGAUCAAAAGAAAUAUGAUGAUGUGAUUUAUGCAUGUUCUUUAGAAAGUGAUUUAGAAAUCUUACCUGCUGGUGAUCAAACUGAAAUUGGUGAAAGAGGUAUUACUUUAUCCGGUGGUCAAAAGGCCAGAAUCAAUUUAGCAAGAGCUGUUUAUGCUAAUAGAGAUAUCAUUCUUAUGGAUGAUGUUUUAUCGGCUGUUGAUGCUAGAGUUGGUAAACAUAUUAUGAAUCAAUGUAUUCAAGAUUUAUUAAAAGAAAAAACUAGAAUCUUAGCUACCCAUCAAUUAUCAUUGAUUGGAUCUGCUGAUAAAGUUUUAUUCUUAAAUGGUGAUGGUUCAUUAGAUUUCGGUACUAUGGAUGAAUUAAAAGAAAGAAAUGAAGGAUUUAAUAAAUUAAUGGCUUAUAGUUCUGAAUCAAAAGAUGAUGAAGAUGAAGAAGAUGCUGAAAAGGAAGAAAUCAUUGAAAAUGAAGAUGUUGUCGAAUUAGAAAGAGAUAAUAUUCAACGUCAAUUAACUAGAAAAUCAACCAUUAUUGAAAAUGCUGAUGAUGAAGCUGUUCAUAAAGAUUUUAAUAAAAAUGUAGCUGAAAAUGGUAAAUUAAUGGAUCAAGAAGAAAGAGCCGUCAAUGGUAUCAGUUUUAACGUUUAUAAACAAUAUAUGAUUUUAGGUUCAGGUGCUUUCACUCCUUGGGGUUUAGUACCAAUCAUGUUAACUGCUAUGAUUUUAACUACUUUCUGUCAAUUAUUCACCAAUACUUGGUUAUCAUUCUGGACUGAAUAUAAAUUUGAGAAUUUAGACAAUGGUUUCUAUAUUGGAUUUUAUGUGAUGUUUACUGUUUUAUCAUUUGUGUUCUUAACUAUUGAAUUCAUCAUUGUGGUUUAUAUUACUAAUACUGCUUCUGUUACCUUAAAUGUUAUGGCGGUUAAAAAAGUUUUACAUGCUCCAAUGUCAUUUAUGGAUACAACUCCAAUGGGUAGAAUCUUAAAUAGAUUCACUAAGGAUACUGAUGUAUUGGAUAAUGAAAUUGGUGAUCAAUUAAGAUUCUUCUUAUUUGUGUUCUGUAAUAUUAUUGGGGUUAUUAUCCUUUGUAUUAUUUAUUUACCUUAUUUUGCUAUUGCAGUUCCAUUCUUAGGUUUUAUGUUUGUGGCUAUUUCUAAUUAUUAUCAAGCAUCCGCUAGAGAAGUCAAACGUUUAGAAGCUAUUCAAAGAUCAUUUGUUUAUAAUAAUUUCAAUGAAACUUUGAGUGGUAUGCAAACUAUUAAAGCUUAUAAAGCUGAACAAAGAUUCUCCAGUCGUAAUUCUUAUUUGAUUGAUAGAAUGAAUGAAGCUUAUUAUUUAACCAUUGCCAAUCAACGUUGGUUAGCCAUUCAUAUGGAUAUAAUUGCUUGUUGUUUUGCCUUAAUGAUUUCAUUAUUAUGUGUUAAUCGUGUGUUCCAUAUUAGUCCUGCCUCAGUUGGUUUAUUAUUAUCCUAUGUAUUCCAAAUCGCAGGACAAUUAUCUAUGCUUAUUAGAACUUUUACUCAAGUUGAAAAUGAAAUGAAUUCAGUGGAAAGAUUAAAUGAAUAUGCUUUCAAAUUACCUGAAGAAGCUCCUUAUGAAAUUCCUGAAAAGACUCCUCAUCCAUCAUGGCCAAAUGCUGGUGCAAUUCAAUUCACUGAUGUAUCCUUAACUUAUAGACCAGGAUUACCAUUAGUAUUAAAGGAUUUAACUUUUGAUAUUAAACCAAGUGAAAAAAUUGGUAUUUGUGGUAGAACUGGGGCAGGUAAAUCAUCAAUUAUGACUGCCUUGUAUAGAUUAUCUGAAUUAGAACAAGGUAAAAUUACUAUUGAUGAUAUUGAUAUUUCAGAAUUAGGUUUAAGAGAUUUAAGAUCUAAAUUAUCGAUUAUUCCUCAAGAUCCAGUCUUAUUUAAAGGUACGAUUAGAAAGAAUUUAGAUCCUUUCAAUCAAAGUCCUGAUAAUAAAUUAUGGGAUGCUUUAAGAAGAACUGGUUUAGUAGAAGCUGCUAGAUUGGAUGCUGUUAAACAACAAACUAGACCUAGUGAUGAUACUGAUUUUGAUCCUACUUCAAUUCAUAAAUUCCAUUUGGAUCAAUUAGUUGAUGAUGAAGGUACUAAUUUCUCCUUAGGUGAAAGACAAUUAAUUGCCUUUGCCAGAGCUUUAGUAAGAGAUUCAAAGAUUCUUAUUUUAGAUGAAGCUACAUCAUCAGUUGAUUAUGAAACAGAUUCUAAGAUUCAAACUACUAUUAUUAAAGAAUUUUCUCAAUGUACAAUCUUAUGUAUUGCUCAUAGAUUAAAGACCAUUCUUAAUUAUGAUAGAAUCUUAGUAUUGGAUAAGGGUGAAAUUAAAGAAUUCGAUACUCCAUGGACCUUAUUUAAUGCCAAAGGUAGUAUUUUCCAACAAAUGUGUGAAAGAUCAAGUAUUACAGAAGAUGAUUUUAAAUCUGCUACCAAGUUUUAA